Molecule: messenger RNA, 450 nt
Organism: Anopheles maculipalpis
Lineage: Eukaryota; Metazoa; Arthropoda; Insecta; Diptera; Culicidae
Product: DPH4 homolog
Exons: 1
Coding region: 1-450 (149 amino acids)
Biological process (GO): positive regulation of ATP-dependent activity
Molecular function (GO): ATPase activator activity; ferrous iron binding
Source: RefSeq, a predicted model, not a curated record
AUGUCACUAGCAAACACAAACAAAGAGUGCAUAAUAUCGUACUACGAUGUGCUUGAAGUUCCACGGACCGCAACUCUAGAAGAAAUACGAAAAUCCUAUCAAGAAUUAGCGCUGCAGUACCAUCCGGAUAAAAGGAAAUGUAGCGCGUCGUCUGGUACAGACGAAUCAGACAAAUUUAUCCGUAUCGACCAGGCGUGGAAAGUAUUGCGGGACGAUCGAUUGCGUAGGAUCUAUGAUGCGGAACUCAUGCAGCAGACGAAGGAGGAAUACUUUGUGAACGAAAUUCUCACCGAAGCUGACUUUGAACGAGACGAGGAGGACAGCUUUUUCUUUCACACGUGCCGCUGUGGUGGAUGUUACAUAUUGCCGGAGGAAAGCGUAGCCGGCGAGUCGAUCUACGUUUCGUGUGAUGAAUGUUCCCUAGUGAUACAAGUCAAUUUGGGGAAAUAA